Messenger RNA from Kogia breviceps (pygmy sperm whale), 2261 nucleotides. RefSeq names its product cyclic AMP-dependent transcription factor ATF-7. Gene Ontology annotation, biological process: regulation of transcription by RNA polymerase II. NCBI's taxonomy places the organism in Eukaryota, Metazoa, Chordata, Mammalia, Artiodactyla, Physeteridae. The record is from RefSeq and is a predicted model, not a curated record. Gene Ontology annotation, molecular function: DNA-binding transcription factor activity, RNA polymerase II-specific; cAMP response element binding.
AUCUCGCGAUAAGUGAGCGCGCCUGGACGGACGAGAGAAAAGUAUCUGCUCCGCUUAGGGGGGAAAGAAGGAGCUGGAAUCAGAUUGUGGGACCGAGCGCGGCCGGGUGGGAGGCGACGGAGCUACCAGCGGCUCCGCUCUGCUAUAUGAAAUAUGGGAGACGACAGACCGUUUGUGUGCAAUGCCCCGGGCUGUGGACAGAGAUUUACAAACGAGGACCACCUGGCAGUUCAUAAACACAAGCAUGAGAUGACAUUGAAAUUUGGCCCAGCCCGAACUGACUCAGUCAUCAUUGCAGAUCAAACUCCUACUCCGACUAGAUUCCUGAAGAACUGUGAAGAGGUGGGGCUCUUCAAUGAACUAGCUAGCUCCUUUGAACAUGAAUUCAAGAAAGCUGCAGAUGAGGAUGAAAAAAAGGCUGCUUCUGGGCCCCUUGACAUGUCUCUGCCUUCUACACCAGACAUCAAAAUCAAAGAAGAAGAGCCAGUGGAGGUAGACUCAUCCCCACCUGACAGUCCUGCCUCUAGCCCCUGCUCCCCACCACUCAAGGAGAAGGAUGUUGCUCCAAAGCCUGUUGUGAUCUCUACGCCCACACCUACCAUCGUACGCCCUGGCUCCCUGCCUCUCCACUUGGGCUAUGAUCCACUUCACCCAACCCUUCCUUCCCCAACCUCCGUCAUCACACAGGCUCCACCAUCCAACAGGCAACUGGGGUCUCCCACUGGCUCCCUCCCUCUCGUCAUGCAUCUUGCUAAUGGACAGACCAUGCCUGUGCUGCCAGGGCCUCCGGUACAGAUGCCUUCUGUUAUAUCGCUGGCCAGACCCAUGUCUAUGGUGCCCAACAUUCCUGGUAUCCCUGGCCCACCAGUUAACAGCAGUGGUUCCAUUUCUCCCUCUGGCCACCCUAUGCCAUCAGAAGCCAAGAUGAGACUAAAAGCUACCCUAACCCACCAAGUCUCCUCAAUCAAUGGUGGCUGUGGAAUGGUGGUGGGGACUGCCAGCACCAUGGUGACAGCCCGUCCAGAGCAAAGCCAGAUCCUCAUCCAGCACCCUGACGCCCCAUCCCCUGCCCAGCCACAGGUUUCACCAGCCCAACCCACUCCUAGUACCGGAGGGCGACGUCGGCGCACGGUGGAUGAAGAUCCAGACGAGCGGCGGCAGCGCUUUCUGGAGCGCAACCGGGCCGCAGCCUCGCGCUGCCGUCAAAAGCGGAAGCUGUGGGUGUCCUCCCUAGAGAAGAAGGCUGAGGAACUCACGUCUCAGAACAUUCAGCUGAGUAAUGAAGUCACAUUACUACGCAAUGAGGUGGCUCAAUUGAAACAGCUGCUGUUAGCUCAUAAAGACUGCCCAGUCACAGCACUACAGAAAAAGACCCAAGGCUAUUUAGAAAGCCCCAAGGAAAGCUCAGAGCCAACGGGUUCUCCAGCCCCUGUGAUUCAGCACAGCUCAGCAACAGCCCCGAGCAAUGGCCUCAGCGUUCGCUCUGCAGCUGAAGCUGUGGCCACCUCAGUCCUCACUCAGAUGGCCAGCCAAAGGACAGAACUGAGCAUGCCCAUACAGUCGCAUGUGAUCAUGACCCCACAGUCUCAGUCUGCGGGCAGAUGAUGCCUCCCCUGGUGGAGAGGUCCCCAGCCAGAGCUCGCCCGCCCGAGAGCCAAGAGAGAUGUCAUCUUAUCCUCUCCCAUCUGCCUUGGACAUGGCAAUAUGGGGGGGAAAUUGUGUGUUGUGAGUAAUGGUCAGAUGUGGGGCUUUUCUCACAUGGUCAUUUACGUUGACACCUGUACUAGGAGCCUUCCAGCCCCAGAGCCACACAGAUCAUACCCCAAGGGGGAAGUUUCUGAUGUACCCACAGCCAAAGGCCUUUCCCGAUGGUCCGAACAAUCAUCCCUGCCCAUGCACGUGUACCUGUCUCUUUUAACACUAACCCUUGUACUUCUAGGUUUCGGUUUCUCAGUUCCCUCUCUUUCCACCAAGCCAUGGCUAUUACCUUCUUGAUUCUUAGCAGCAUGCCACUUCUUGCUAGGUAGAGGGAAGCUAGAGUUGAUGGCAUAUCAACGGCUGACCCAUCCCUAGCCACCCCAUGGACUCAGGACUUUGUCUCCCAGUAGCUGCUUAUUUAUCCCUUUUUCCCCCUCCAUAAAUUCUAGUUAAAACAUUCACUUAUGGAGAAUGUUAGGUUACCUUUGAUGUAUGAGGUAGCAGUAUUUCCCAGCUCUUCCAUAAACUUUAGUCCUUCUCCCUACUUGCCACCAAAACAAAAA